This is a messenger RNA of Lachancea thermotolerans CBS 6340, 858 nucleotides long. RefSeq names its product Sfh5p (gene SFH5). Gene Ontology annotation, cellular component: cytosol; plasma membrane; cortical endoplasmic reticulum. Lineage: Eukaryota; Fungi; Ascomycota; Saccharomycetes; Saccharomycetales; Saccharomycetaceae. Bases 1 to 858 code for a protein of 285 amino acids. The transcript has a single exon. Gene Ontology annotation, molecular function: phosphatidylinositol transfer activity. Gene Ontology annotation, biological process: Golgi to plasma membrane protein transport; regulation of exocytosis. The record is from RefSeq and is a predicted model, not a curated record.
AUGAAGUUUGCCAGCGACCUAGAGAAGAAGACUUUUGAAAAGCUCGUUGAGCAGCUACCUUCUUUGAUCGAGAAGAAAUGCCAAGGCUACGAUGAGAUGUAUGGGUAUAAGCUUUUGCCAGGCGAGCAUUACGACGAAAGCAUUGCCCACGCUCUAGUCUACAAGUACUGCAAGGCUUACAAGUUCCAGUACGAUGAGGUAGCGUCUAACCUCUGUAGCACACUGAAUUGGAGACGCGAGUUUGAUCCUCUAAGCGCUGCAUUCAGCGAGCGUCAUGACGAAACAUUGAACAACGUGGGACUUUUGACCAAAUACGACGACGAGCAAUCCAACCGGAAAGUCGUCACCUGGAAUCUGUAUGGAGAGCUGUCAAAGCAGAAACAGGUUUUUGCAGACGUUAACAAAUUCCUGCGCUACAGAGUCGGAUUGAUGGAAAGGUCCAUCGGUCUACUUGACUUCAAGGACGAGACGAACGACUACGUUGCGCAGGUGCACGACUACGAUGGCGUCUCUAUGUGGCGGAUGGACCCUGACAUCAAAAAGUGCACCAAGCAGGUCAUCGCGGUUUUCCAGAAGCACUAUCCGGAGAUGCUGUCCGCCAAAUUCUUCAUCAACGUUCCCAGUCUCUUGACCUGGGUUUACGACGUGGUGAAAAGAUUUGUGAACGAGGAAACGAGACGCAAGUUCGUGGUACUGAACGACGGCACGAAGCUUGGCCAGUACUUGCCUGCAGCGCCCUCCAAGCUCUACGGGGGCAACUCCAAGCAGACGCUAGAGGAACAGAACGUGCUAGAGGUCAAGCCCACGCCAUACGCGCUGUAUUUGUUCGAGCAGAAGGUCGGUGCUGACGUCGAGUGA